AUGCGUGUAUUUGUAUUGCUUUGUAUAGUGGCUGUAGCCUGUGCCAAUCAAUCCGGUUACAAUUAUCAACCAGUGGGUCACGGUUCAGAUAGCGUACCAAGUUAUGCCGGAUCACAAGGUGGUGCUGAUUAUGGUGCUGGAACACAAGGAGCACCUAGCUAUGCUGGUCCUCAAGGAGAUUUCGGUCAGGCUUCUCAUAAUGAUGCUGCCUAUGCUCCUCAAGCUGAACUCGACAAGGAAUUCUUCACAUAUAGUGCCAAUGAAGAUGAUUUCAAUGAUCCCGCUGCUUCUAACCAAUUGGCCAACUCUGUAAAACAAGGCCUUCGUGUUGUUUUCAUCAAGGGACCUGAAAACAAGGGUCUUGAAGAUGCUGCUCUUGCUUUGGCCAAGCAAGCUGGUGAACAAAAGACCGCUAUCUAUGUGUUGAACAAGCAAGCUGAUCUCGGUAGUUUGGCUGACAAAUUGAACAACAUUAAUAAGAACAACAACAACAAACCCGAAGUUCACUUUGUCAAAUACCGUACUCCCGAAGAUGCUGCCAAUGCUCAAAGGGCUAUCCAAGGCCAAUACGAUUCAUUGGGAGGCCAUUCUCAAUCUCAUGAUGGUGGUGUAGCUCCUGUUUUAAACUUUGCCUCAAAUGCUCCUGUUGCUUCUCAUGGCGCUGCUUCCUCUCCAUCUUCCUCAUACCUCCCAUCAUCAAUUUUCCGUCGUUUGUAA
Messenger RNA from Lucilia cuprina (Australian sheep blowfly), 717 nucleotides. RefSeq lists its product as uncharacterized. The transcript has 2 exons. NCBI's taxonomy places the organism in Eukaryota, Metazoa, Arthropoda, Insecta, Diptera, Calliphoridae. The coding region runs from base 1 to 717 and encodes 238 amino acids. The record is from RefSeq and is a predicted model, not a curated record.